AUGGAACCAGAAGGAGACGAUUUUAAUCCAAAUGAACCUUACACUCAUCGUUUACGUAGAAUUCUUGAAGAAUAUCCAGAUGGUUCACAAGUACUUCGUGAAAUUCUUCAAAAUUCAGAUGAUGCUAAAAGUACUGAACAAAUUUUUAUUUUGGACCAUAAUACGUAUUCGUCCAAUAAAUUAUUUAAACCAGAAUUGCGAAGAUUUCAAGGUCCCGCGCUUUUAGCAAUAAAUAGUGAAACUUUUAAGGAAAGAGAUUUUAGUUCCUUGUUAAAACUUGCUGAUAGUGAAAAACGUGACCAAUUUGAUAAAAUUGGAGUAAUGGGUGUCGGGUUUAAUUCAAUUUAUCAUAUCACUGAUUCUCCUACGUUCAUUACUGGUGAUAAAUACGUUAUUCUUGAUCCACAUAAAUGGUAUUAUAAUGGUGGAAAAAGUUUCAACUUUGUUGAAAAAAAUUUGGCCGAAAGUUAUCGUGAUCAAUUUGAUCCUUUCAUAAUCCCGUGUAAUGAGUCUAGUACUAGUCCAUUUAAAAAACCAUUUAAAGGCACUAUCUUUCGUUAUCCUCUUCGUGAUAAUGAUCAAUCGGAUAUUUCUAAAAAAAUUUAUAAGACACAAGAAAUCUUGGAAAUGUUUCAUAGGUUU
Molecule: messenger RNA, 642 nt
Organism: Rhizophagus irregularis DAOM 181602=DAOM 197198
Lineage: Eukaryota; Fungi; Glomeromycota; Glomeromycetes; Glomerales; Glomeraceae
Source: RefSeq, a predicted model, not a curated record